This is a messenger RNA of Microtus ochrogaster (prairie vole), 2058 nucleotides long. It is a transcript of the gene Ahcy, whose product is annotated as adenosylhomocysteinase. The coding region runs from base 161 to 1375 and encodes 404 amino acids. Gene Ontology annotation, cellular component: cytosol. Gene Ontology annotation, biological process: L-methionine cycle. The record is from RefSeq and is a predicted model, not a curated record. Lineage: Eukaryota; Metazoa; Chordata; Mammalia; Rodentia; Cricetidae. Gene Ontology annotation, molecular function: adenosylhomocysteinase activity. The transcript is spliced from 11 exons.
GGCGGGCUGUGUAGCCUCCUACAAGGGUCCACCAUCUUCCGGGCUUUGAGCGGGGCCGGAGAGCGCGCUGGUGUUCCAGGUGUUAGUGAGGAGAGGCCCGGAAGCGGACAUUGGACUGGCUGCCUGGGGACGAAAGGCCCUGGACAUAGCCGAGAAUGAGAUGCCCGGUUUGAUGCGCAUGCGGGAGAUGUAUUCGGCGUCCAAGCCACUGAAGGGUGCCCGCAUCGCUGGCUGCCUGCACAUGACUGUGGAGACUGCCGUCCUCAUCGAGACUCUCGUGGCCCUGGGUGCUGAGGUGCGGUGGUCCAGCUGCAACAUCUUCUCCACUCAGGACCAUGCAGCAGCUGCCAUUGCCAAGGCCGGCAUUCCAGUGUUUGCCUGGAAGGGUGAGACAGAUGAAGAGUACCUGUGGUGCAUUGAGCAGACGCUGCACUUCAAAGAUGGCCCCCUCAACAUGAUUCUGGACGAUGGUGGCGACCUCACCAACCUCAUCCACACCAAAUACCCACAGCUUCUGUCAGGCAUCCGAGGCAUCUCUGAGGAGACCACAACUGGGGUCCACAACCUCUACAAGAUGAUGGCCAAUGGGAUACUGAAGGUGCCUGCCAUCAAUGUCAAUGAUUCUGUCACCAAGAGCAAGUUUGACAACCUCUAUGGCUGCCGGGAGUCCCUCAUAGAUGGCAUCAAACGGGCCACAGAUGUGAUGAUUGCGGGCAAGGUGGCAGUGGUAGCAGGCUAUGGUGACGUGGGCAAGGGCUGUGCCCAGGCCCUGAGGGGUUUUGGGGCCCGAGUCAUCAUCACCGAGAUUGACCCCAUCAAUGCACUGCAAGCUGCCAUGGAGGGCUAUGAGGUGACAACCAUGGACGAGGCCUGUAAGGAGGGCAACAUCUUUGUCACCACCACAGGCUGUGUUGACAUCAUCCUUGGCCGGCACUUUGAGCAGAUGAAGGAUGAUGCUAUUGUGUGUAACAUUGGACACUUCGAUGUGGAGAUCGAUGUGAAGUGGCUCAAUGAGAAUGCUGUGGAGAAGGUGAACAUCAAGCCCCAGGUGGACCGCUAUCGGCUGAAGAAUGGGCGCCGAAUCAUCCUGCUGGCUGAAGGCCGACUGGUCAACCUGGGUUGUGCCAUGGGCCAUCCCAGCUUCGUGAUGAGCAACUCCUUCACAAACCAGGUGAUGGCACAGAUUGAGCUGUGGACCCACCCAGAUAAAUACCCCAUUGGGGUUCACUUCUUGCCUAAGAAGCUGGAUGAGGCAGUGGCUGAAGCCCACUUGGGCAAGCUGAAUGUGAAGCUGACCAAGCUGACUGAGAAGCAGGCCCAGUAUCUGGGCAUGCCCACUGAUGGCCCCUUCAAGCCUGAUCACUACCGUUACUGAGAGCCAGGACUGCCCUUCACCUUCCAGCUGCCAUCCUUGUUCCAGACCCUGUCUCUUUCCCAAGAACACAUGUCACCAACUUCGCAGUUGCUUCAUCAAUGUUUGUCCACUGGGGCUGGUUACUCUGUCUUUGGCCUCUGUUGUGUCCUUCAUACGGUUCCAGGUGUGACAAGGGGAACUGAGAGUCUCCAGUCAGGAGCCAUCUGCAGGGGACAUGAGCCUUGGAAGCCCUGAGGGUGGAUGUGGCUAGUGGUGGUCACGAGCCCACGCACUUUACCAUCCAGGGUCUCACUUGGUCUUUAGAGCUGUGUGGUUGGUUUCUCAGCCCAGGACCGGAGAAGGAGCUCUACCAGAGAGCAGGAACCAUUGGAGCUGGAAGGUUCCUCAGAGCUUGACUUACUUACCAUUGGGCCUUUAAAUCUCUUUAAAUCUCAGAAUACUGAGGUUGGUACUUUUGGUCCUCAUUUCACAGGGGUUAGAAUUAAGAGAUAAUUAACCAAGAAGGGACAGGUGACAGCUAGAGGUUAAAAGGGGCUGGAAAAAGCAAAUACGCUAAGGUCUGUCACUGUUUUGGUUACUGAUGGUGCCUAUCACAAGCCUGGGUCACAAAGAGAUUAAUUUGGAUUAUAGUGUUUAGAAUGUUAAUAAAGGAAGGUGGAUUAAAUAAAAUUAAAUAAAUAAAG